AUGUCCAUUGACCUCAACUGGGAAACGCUGACCAGCGGCCCAGACGGCGACGCACUCGCCGAACGCAUCAGGUCCUUCAUCCACGACAAAUUCCAAACUGUCCCGCUGCCGCGCUUCAUCAGAUCCGUCACCGUCCACGGCUUUGAUUUCGGCACAAUCUCACCUGAGCUGGAGCUCAAGGACAUAACAGACCCGCUGCCCGACUUUUACGACCAAGAAAUAGGCGAGGACGAAAGUGACGAUGACUUUGGAAGCGAUGAGGAAGCGGCAGCACAUCUCGCAGCCGAGCGCGCAAGACACGCCCUCGCAGGCGACAAGAGGCGCCCAGAGGGCAUCAGAACCGCACUGAGAAACGACAUUGGAGGACACGAUUUGGGAAGUCCAUUCCUGGGAACCUCUACGCCCGGUAUAUUAGGCGGGCCGGGGUUGAAUUACUUCCAAAGCCAUUUAGGCACAGGCACUCACACGCCGCUGGCUGCUGUGGCAGGCGCCCAUCUCGGAAACUCGUGGAUGGCGCCCGGGCCACUCGACUCAUCCGACUUCUCCCACGCAGCUAGCCACCACAGAAACCCCUCGCAAAGCAGCAUAUCCGUCGACAACUUCUCCGUAAACCUGGAGGGCACGUCACCGCCCCUAAGGGAGAAGUCGAGCGUGUCCACGCUUGCCCCCACAUCAGUGACUACAUCUCGCCCGCCCACGCGGGACACCCAUCUCGCCGACUCGGCUGUCGAGGAAGACGGGCCGCUGGACGCAAACGCCGUAGAUAAGAAUCUGGCCGCGCAGAGGAGAGAGCCGCGGGUGGAGGACGUGCAGGCCGUUUUUCGGAUACGCUACGCGGGGGACAUUCGGCUGAAUCUUACGGCGGAGAUAUUACUGGACUAUCCUAUGCCGAGUUUCGUGGGGAUUCCGCUCAAGUUGAAUAUCACGGGGUUGUCGUUUGACGGGGUGGGUGUGCUGGCAAAGAUUAGGAAGAGGGUUCAUUUCUGCUUCUUGAGCCCCGAGGAUGCGCUGGCGGCUGUGGGAUCGGUGGAGGAUGAUGCGGUGGGUGAAGAAGCGAGGAAGACGGGCAAGUUUGGCGGGCUGCUGCAGGAGAUUAAGGUUGAGAGCGAGAUUGGCGAACGGGACGGCGGGAAGCAGAGUCUCAAGAAUGUGGGCAAGGUGGAGAGGUUUGUGUUGGAACAGGUGAGGAGGAUAUUUGAGGAGGAGUUUGUGUAUCCUAGUUUCUGGACGUUUUUGGUGUAA
This is a messenger RNA of Pochonia chlamydosporia 170, 1242 nucleotides long. Its product is annotated as phosphatidylinositol-4-phosphate 5-kinase fab1. Gene Ontology annotation, molecular function: lipid binding. Bases 1 to 1242 code for a protein of 413 amino acids. The transcript has a single exon. Gene Ontology annotation, cellular component: ERMES complex. The record is from RefSeq and is a predicted model, not a curated record. Gene Ontology annotation, biological process: phospholipid transport; mitochondrion organization. NCBI's taxonomy places the organism in Eukaryota, Fungi, Ascomycota, Sordariomycetes, Hypocreales, Clavicipitaceae.